Messenger RNA from Procambarus clarkii (red swamp crayfish), 3532 nucleotides. RefSeq names its product deoxynucleoside kinase. The record is from RefSeq and is a predicted model, not a curated record. Gene Ontology annotation, molecular function: ATP binding; deoxynucleoside kinase activity. Gene Ontology annotation, biological process: nucleobase-containing compound metabolic process. Lineage: Eukaryota; Metazoa; Arthropoda; Malacostraca; Decapoda; Cambaridae. Gene Ontology annotation, cellular component: cytoplasm.
UCUGCAACAUUUACUUUACUGUCUGAUACACAAAUGAUGCCGCUGGUGGAGAUGAGGAGGCUGAUGAUAGGAAUAUUUUGUAUUAGAGAUCCAUUGUUUGUUACAGGGGCGUUAUCUCUUUGCUGGCGUCUCUGGCCAUGUUUACAUUUGGUUUUAAUGGCGGUAAACUAAGGUUGUGUCGGAGCAUGUGUGAGGACCGGGUGUUGUGUGGUGGGAGGGCGAGUCUGUGUCUGUUGCUGGUUUUGGUAACGGGUCCAGGAAGGUAGUCGCGGCGCCGCCAUCGAUUUGUUGCAACUUGUUGGAAAUUGUUGGACCAGCGCCCCGGGUGGACCAGUGCAUGAACCAGAACCACGGGUGGACCAGUAUCACGGGUGGACCAGUACCCCGGGUGGACCCAAUGGACCUGUACGUGAACCAGCGCACCAGGUGGACCAGUGCAUGAGUCAGACAUGUCUUGCAGUGUGUAGAACCAGUCCAUAAUAUAGUGGACCCUGAUAUACUACUUACAGACAUGUGGCGGUUUGUCUCGAGGAUCCGUGGUGUGUCCCUCAGACUGCCAAAUAAGCUGACCCCUGAGGGUGCAAAAUAUGAGCCCUGUGGCCCAGAUGAUUGUACCCUGAAGGAUAUUAAACCAAGGGAUGAGGGUAGACCAAAAUUUACGGUGUGCAUUGAAGGAAACAUUGGAAGUGGAAAGUCGACUCUCCUCAAUUACUUGUCAAAGUUUCGCGAGGUUGAGGUUCUGGACGAACAGAUAGACAAAUGGCGAAGUGUGAAAGGCAACAACCUCCUCGAGCUGGUGUACAGAGACCCUGCCCGCUGGUCGUACCUAUUCCAGAGCUACGUGCAGUUGACCAUGGCAGAGUCGCAUGCCAUGUCGACGGCAGCACCAGUUAAGCUCUUGGAAAGGUCCAUCCAUAGUGCUCGCUUUUGUUUUGUGGAGAACUUGUACCUCAGUGGGAAGAUGAGCGAGUCGGAGUACCAUGUGUACUGUGAAUGGUACAAGUGGCUAACGGAAUAUUUUGACUGUCGUGUUGAUCUCGUCGUUUAUCUCAGAACUGACCCUCGACUUGUUUAUGCCAGGGCAAAAAGUCGUGCCAGGGUGGAGGAACAGGAAGUACCGUUGAAGUAUUUUGAAGAUCUACACAAACGAUAUGAAGAAUGGAUGUGCGAAGAAAGAUUCCCACUUCCGGCUCCAGUUUUUGUCCUUGAUGCUAAUGAUGAUUUACCAAGCAUGUAUAGGAAAUAUAAACUAUUCACUCAUGCAAUACUGAACAACAAAUCUUUCCUUGCCUCCCUUGUGUAACUUAGUAUCUCAUACAAGAUACUUUUUUUUUUCAACAAUAAUGAUGUACAUAAUGUUUAAUUAUUCUUUGCGCUGAGUAACUGUCAGGGUCUGGUGCUUGGCCUUGGUCCUGAAUUUCAACACUGAUAUGUAUACCUAUUGAGUGCAUGUUGGAGCCUUUCACUACAUUUGAUAGCAAGUGUAGUACACAAGUGAUAUAAGUACAGUCGCCUACCUGACAUCCCGACACCUCAGGACUGAAUGAGGAGCACAACUUGUCCACUAAGCCUGUUGUCCCUCCCCAAAUAUGAAAAAUGAGUUGUUUAAUUUGGUACUUACCAAGCUGAAAAAUCAUUGUUCAGUUAAAGGUUUUACAGAUAAUUUAGUUUGUUUAAAUUCCAUGAUAUUUGUGAUGGAUUUUGUGUUAUCUGCUUAAGAAUUUAUUUAAAAAGCUGGUUACAUGCUGCUGCAGUAGUCCUUAAACUGAAUGAAAAGCUGUGACUUUUCAAGAUGCAUUUGGUGACUUAAUUAAAAAAAAAAAGUAAGUAAUUAGGUGCAAGUUGAAAAAAAGCACUGCCUAGCUUAAACUAUUAGUAUUCACCAUCGGAAAACUAUAUUCAGUUCUGGACUUCAUACAUGUUUAGAAUUUGCAUCACAUCCAUGCUAUGUGUUCUCUCUCCUGAUAAUAUAGAAGCAAUGGUAAACAAUUAUCUGAAUCAACCAAAGUAUUGUGCAGUGAUGAUUUGAGUAAUCUAUCUGUCAGCCUCAUCUUCCAUGAUCCAAAAUGUCAUGCGUCUACGCUUGAUAAUUCUUAAAGCUCCUAAGACUUCAUUCAUACAAAUCCAUCAGAUAUACUCAUUGCCUGUAACACCAUAAAGCAGUGUUGGAUUCCAUUGCUUCCAUACAUUGUGGAUCAAGAACCACCAAUGUGGCAUCUAAGCCUUCCUUUCAAAGGCUGAGAGUCGUUGUCAGUCUUAGGAACUUGUGUUCAAAUAGGGUAUAAUUGACUGUGGGGAAAACCAUAAGUAGGGAACCAAAUUACAUAUAUAGAUAUCAUUGGUUUACUAUGGUAUAGCUCUCAAGAACAUGGUUUUUAAAGCUUAUGGAGUAUAUAUACUUAUAAAUUAUAAUUUGUAUGAUUAUAGUUAUUACCAGGUUAACUUGUUUACAUUCCAGAUACAGUAUAAUUAUUUCUAUCUGAAUACAAGUGAUGGGUGUUCCAUGCAUUAUUGGUGACCAAGUCGUCUCAAAGCAGAAAUGCAUUGCUUUCUUAGCAAUUGUAGAUCCAGUACAUUGGAUUCAAUCCCACAGGGUGCUGUACUAGUUAAAUGAUGCACAAAAUUAUUACUUGCUUUAUUAGUUUUAUUUAACUUUUUGAUGGUGCUACAUGGUCUCCUUUGCUUGGCACCUUCUUUAGAUAAUUACUUGCUUAAACCAUAGCCUAUCCAAAUAUAGUAUAGCGCUCCAUAGGAUUGUUUCCAAUAACAUGUGUUAUUUUAGUUAGUGCUCAUUGUUCAGAUCAAUAAUUCCAUAAAGCUCCUUAAGAGCAUUAUUCAUUAGCUAAAUUAUAGUUGGCCAUGUUUGCUUUUGACAAACUUUUGAUUUGACCCUUGGUAUGUGCAAUUCUUACAAUUUAAAGUCAUUUUAUUUUUAAUAUUUUGUGGGUACUGGUGGCACAUACUCCUAUAUUCUUCUAAUUAAUGAAUAUACUGUAUAUCAAGGUUUAUCAUUUUAGUAGGUAAUAUUAGCCAGAGAAAUGUGAAAUCUCGAUAAGUAGAGAAAUUUAUAGGCAGAACCUAAUUCUCAUAAAUUUUAUAGUGAAAGCCUGAUACUGCAUUUAUCUUAAGUGAAUUCAUAUGGCAUAUCUGCAUUUACCUUGAGUGAAUGUCAUAUGGCAUAUCCAGUACUAAGGGAUAAUAAUCCAUCACCAAAAAAAAGAUAAAUUAUAAUUAAGAUACUGUUACUGUAUCAUCAGUAUUAUGCUUUAACCCUCAUAGUGGCUGUCAUCAAAGUUGUCACCUCAAUUGUGCAAAAAACAUUCUAAAUAAAGUGGUCUUAUAUUUUUUUAAAUAAAUUUAUAUAGUAUUUGUUGUUUAAUUUGACAUCUUAAAAUGGAUCUCCUCAAUUAGAUAUCAGGUGAUAACACUUCCCUAAUUUGCCUAGCCCAAGACUGAUCUGCAAGAAUAGAACGAAGCAAACUUGGCCAGGAAGGUAUUUAGUCUAAUAUGUAGCUUCCUUCUGAUAUUGUAG